AUGGCGCUUAAAACGGUGGUGAAGUUCUUGAUAGUGGUAAUGAUUGUUUGCGAGACGAGUUGCCAACCAUUGGACAUCGACGAAAAUGGCAUAGCGAGCAGUGGACACAGACUGUGGAAGAGAUUUAUAAACCCGUUAGUGGUGUUUGGAGGUUUCGCGGACGACGGAAUCGAUAAAAUUAGGACCAAAAGAAGCACGGAAGAUGAAUGCGAGAAGUUGCAGCUGUGCAAGCUGCACGCUCGCUCCGGGCACAGCUUUUUCGCUGCUUUCGAGCUUUACUUCGUCAACAAAGAAAACGCCAGAUUAUGGGAUCAUCACGCGCGCUCUAUCGCCGAAUGUGAAAGGCGCUAUGGCGGCUGUUACAAA
Messenger RNA from Iphiclides podalirius (scarce swallowtail), 366 nucleotides. Lineage: Eukaryota; Metazoa; Arthropoda; Insecta; Lepidoptera; Papilionidae. The record is from the annotation of a GenBank genome assembly.